Didymosphaeria variabile is the source of this 513-nucleotide messenger RNA. RefSeq lists its product as uncharacterized. Gene Ontology annotation, molecular function: zinc ion binding; protein binding. The coding region runs from base 1 to 513 and encodes 170 amino acids. The transcript is spliced from 2 exons. NCBI's taxonomy places the organism in Eukaryota, Fungi, Ascomycota, Dothideomycetes, Pleosporales, Didymosphaeriaceae. The record is from RefSeq and is a predicted model, not a curated record.
AUGAUGCGCCGCACAAACAGUGUCUCGAGCAUCAGCUCGCAGGCCUCGGACGAAGAGACGAUGCAGAUCUUUGUCAAGAACGUCUCUGGAACCUCCACAAUCCCGCUCGACCUCCCCUCCUCAACCUCAAUAUCGACCCUCUCCACGCUCCUUGCCCUUCGCCACAACCUCCCCGAAACCGACCUGCGCCUUGUGCACGCCGGCAAGCACCUCUCCUCUCCCAACGCCACCCUCUCCACACUCGACCUUCCUCCCAACGCCACCCUGCACAUGGCGCUCCCGCUUCGCGGUGGCAUGCCGCCCAAGAAGAUCCGGUGUUCGUUCAAGGAGUGCAAGGACGCCGCGCAGCGCAUCGUCGGCGACUGCGGCUUCUGCUCGGGCCACUUCUGCGGGAAGCACCGCCUGCUGGAGGAUCACAAGUGCGAGGGACUGGAGGACUGCAAGAAGGAGAGCCAUGAGCGGAAUGCGAUGAAGUUGAAUAAUGAGCGGACUGUGGCGAUCAAGGGUGUCUAA